AUGCGCAUGGAGGAGGAGCAGGGGACAAGCACGGGCGCCGGUGGUUCCGUCCCGUCAGCGGAUGCGGGCGGGGAGGGAAACACUUCUCCGCAGCACGGCACGGAUCCUCCCUCGACGGACCAGGAGGAUAUCGACACCAUCAUUGAGGAGGUCGCCAAAGACGCCGAAGCCGAGGCCGCCAGGAUCGCGGCCGCUGCCGAGGAGGCUGCCAAGGCCGCUGCCGGGGAGGCCGCCAAGGGGCCUGCCGAGGAGGAGGUGGCCAAUAACCAACCUUCCUCCCCUGCAGCCCCCGCGCCGGCCAAGUACCUGAAGGUGGGCGACGAUCUGUUCGUCCGCCUCCCAGGGGCAGCAAUGACCAGAGCGCCUACCCAGGGGGAGGUCUUCGAUGAUGAAGCGCUCGCCACUGCUGGGCUCCAGGUCGUCGAUGAACCGAGCACCAGCAGCGGCGGCCCCCAAGAAGAGUAG
Aegilops tauschii subsp. strangulata is the source of this 465-nucleotide messenger RNA. NCBI's taxonomy places the organism in Eukaryota, Viridiplantae, Streptophyta, Magnoliopsida, Poales, Poaceae. The record is from RefSeq and is a predicted model, not a curated record.